AUGUCUUCCUCGUGCCCUGAACCCAUCGCCAUUGUAGGGAGUGGCUGUCGCUUCCCUGGCGGGGCGAACUCUCCCUCCGCGCUGUGGAAGCUGCUUCACCAUCCUCGCGAUGUGUGUGAAGAGAUCCCAGCGGACCGCUUCGACACCACCGCCUUCUACCACGCGGAUGGAAGUCAUCACGGUACCACCAAUGUGCAACACGCCUAUCUGUUGCAGGAGGACCUGAAGCAAUUCGACGCUGGGUUCUUCAAUAUCAGCCCCAACGAGGCCGAGUCCAUCGACCCGCAGCAGCGCCUCCUCUUGGAGACCGUCUACGAGGCGCUGGAGGCCGGUGGCCACACCCUCGAGGCCCUACGCGGCUCGGACACGGCCGUGUACGUUGGUACCAUGGGCGUUGACUACAACGAUACGCUCUUGCGGGACUUGAACACCAUCCCGACCUACUUCGCGACAGGCACCAACCGUGCCAUCGUCUCGAACCGGGUGUCCUACUUCUUCGACUGGCACGGACCGAGUAUGACCAUCGAUACCGCCUGUUCGUCCAGUUUGAUCGCUGUGCACCAAGCCGUGCAAGCUUUGCGAACGGGCGAGUCGCGUGCGGCUGUUGCAUGUGGUACUCAGGUAAUCCUGGGACCUGAGGUGUUCAUCUUCGAGAGCAAGAUGAAAAUGCUGUCGCCUACCGGGCGCUCCCGGAUGUGGGAUUCCAAUGCGGACGGCUAUGCUCGCGGCGAAGGUGUCGCGGCUGUGGUUCUGAAGCGCCUGAGUGAUGCCAUUGCCGAUGGCGACCACAUCGAGUGUUUGAUCAGGGGCACCGGAGCAAACCAAGAUGGUUACUCGAACGGCAUCACUGUCCCCAGCACCGAGGCACAGGCUGCCCUCAUCCGUCAAACGUACACCCGAGCGGGACUCGACCCGGAGAACCCUCUGCAUCGCCCCCAGUUCUUCGAGGCUCAUGGAACGGGCACCAAGGCGGGCGAUCCCAAGGAAGCCGCCGCCAUCCAUCAGUCGUUCGGCCAGCGAGCCCCGGGCGAUCCGCCUCUCUACGUCGGGUCGGUCAAGACCGUCAUCGGCCACACCGAGGGUGCUGCCGGGCUGGCGGGUCUCUUGAAGGCUUCUGGGAUGGUCAAGAACCAAACCAUUCCUCCGAAUCUGCUGUUUCAGCAGCUGAACCCGUCGAUCGAACCGUUCUACAAGGGGCUCAAGGUCCCCACGACUCAGCUCCCCUGGCCCGAGCUACCCGAAGGGGUGCCCCGGCGUGUUAGUAUCAACAGCUUCGGUUUCGGCGGAAGCAACGCCCAUGCUAUUCUCGAGGAGUAUAAACCGGCUGAAUCCGCGCUUGUCGUUCAUCAGGCGCCAUCAACCCCGUUCACCCCAUUCGUUUUCUCUGCCGUAUCGGACGGGUCGCUCGCUAACCAACUACAGGCAUACUCUGAAUAUCUGAAGGAAAGUCCCACUGUAGACCCUCUCAAUCUCGCACACACGUUGCAAUCGCGUAGGAGUCAGCUGCCCGUGAGGGCGGCCUUCUCCGCCGCAACCGUGGAGCAACUGACGUCCAAGAUUGACGAUAAGCUUGCCCAGCUGGAGGGAAGCCCUGGUGCCACCAUCGGUAUUCGUCCCAGCAACAAGCAAGUCUCUCCCCAUGUCCUGGGUGUGUUUACGGGACAAGGCGCACAGUGGGCCGCUAUGGGAGCAUGCUUGAUUCGCUCGUCUGAUUUUGUGCGCGAACGAGUGCUCGAUCUCCAGAAAUCCCUGGCCACACUGCCCCUAGCUGAUCGCCCUGAAUGGAAUCUUGAGGAGGAGAUGCUUGCGGGAGCGGAUACCUCGCGCAUCGCCGAAGCCGCGCUUUCCCAGCCUCUGUGUACCGCCAUUCAGAUUGUUCUUAUGGACCUUCUGAAAGCCGCCGGCAUUACCCUUGAUGCCGUCGUCGGCCAUUCUUCCGGUGAAAUUGCCGCAGCAUAUGCGGCCGGGUUCUUCUCCGCCCGCGACGCCAUUCGAAUUGCCUACUAUCGCGGCGUCUACGCCAAGUUGGCCGGCAACCCGAUCACCAGCCAGAAAGGAUCCAUGCUGGCAGUUGGUACUUCCUUGGAAGAUGCGCAGGAUCUCACUCGACUCAGUGCCUUCAAAGGUCGACUGGCCGUCGCAGCCCACAAUUCGUCCGCCAGCGUGACCCUCUCCGGCGAUGCCGAUGCGGUGGUCCUUGCUAAGAAGGUGUUUGACGAAGAGAAGAAGUUCGCCAGGCUGUUGAAGGUCGACACAGCCUAUCAUUCUCCCCACAUGCUGCCAUGUGGUGACCCUUACAUCAACGCCUUGAACUCAUGUGGUAUCAAAGUCAACAAGCCACAAUCCGGGAGUCCUUCCUGGUUCUCGAGUGUGACGGCGAGCAACGAAGCAAUGGAGCCAGAGGACAUGCUUCGCGACACCUACUGGUGCGAGAACAUGACCAACACGGUUCUGUUCUACGAUGCUGUCAAGAACGCCGUCGCCAGCGAUUCGCAGCUUGCGGUUGCCAUUGAGAUUGGGCCCCAUCCUGCGCUCAAAGGUCCCGCCAUGCAGAAUAUCGCAGAAGUACAGCCGAACCCUCUCCCCUACACCGGUCUCCUCAGCCGCGGCAAAGACGACGUUGAGGCCUUCUCCGACGCCCUCGGCUAUCUGUGGACGAAUCUGAGCGGUUACCGCAUCGACCUUCGGACCCUCGAGACCACACUGUCCGGUAAUGCAUCCAAGCCAACCCUCCUGACGGGACUGCCUUCCUACCAAUGGAAUCACAACCGGGCAUACUGGCACGAGUCGCGGCGAUCGAAGAAGAUGCGCAGCCGGACGCAGCCUUUCCACGAAAUUUUGGGCGUUCUGUCGCCUGACUCGACCCCACGCGACAUGCGCUGGACGAACGUGCUGAAGGUGUCGGAGAUUCCUUGGCUCGAUGGCCAUCAGCUACAGACCCAGACCGUCUUCCCCGCAGCUGCCUACGUCGCCAUGGCAUUGGAGGCUGUCAGAAGCCUCGCGUCAGACAAGUCUAUCCGAUCAUUGGAGCUUCUAGACUUGACGAUUCCGCGUGCGAUUACUUUCGAGGAAGAUGGCAACUCUGGAGUAGAGACUCUCACGACCCUUACGGGUAUCACGACCACCAAAGACGCUACGACCGCUGAAUUCUCUUGCUAUUCCUCUCCGGCCUCGGCAAUCGAUCAGGAAAUGGAGCCCAUGGCGACUGGGUCCGUGAAAGUCGUGUUUGGUCCCUCCGACGCCGCCACUCUGUCCCCGGGGUCGCUCGACGAAUAUAACAUGUCUGCAAUCGAUGCCGACAGCUUUUAUUCCUCGCUCGGCAAUCUCGGGUACGGGUACUAUGGCCCGUUCCGGGGAAUGUCGUCCCUGAAGCGCAGACUCAACAAGUCUUCGGUCAUGGUGGACACCUACAAUUACACAGAUGUCGAUACCUCGUCAUACGUCGUUCACCCUACCAUGCUAGACGUCGCGUUCCAGGCCGCAAUGCUUGCAUACUCGGCCCCCGACGACGAGCGCCUGUGGUCGCUCCAUGUGCCCACGUCCAUCCGGAGGAUUCGUGUCAACCCCGAGCUCUGCUUCUCUCUGCCGACUUCUGGAACUCGCGUACCGGUCCACGCAGCUCUGGAUGACUGCGAGUCGUUCCACGCGAGCAUCGACAUCCUGGGCCCGGAUGGCCAGAACUCGAUGAUCCAAGUCGAGGAUUUGACCAUUAAGCCCUUCGCGCCGGCAAUGGAGAAAGACGACCGCCAUUUGUUCUCGAAGAUCAAAUUCGACAUCGCCUCCCCGGAUGGUGCGGCUGUCACGCGCGGUAUUCGUCCUUCGACGCAGGAGUCUGAACUGGCUGCUGUCUGCGAGCGACUCUCAUACUACUACGUUAGAAAAUGGAAGGCCGAGAUCAGUGACGCAGACUGGAAGAACGGUCAACCUCACCACCUAAUGCUUCGGGACUUCGUCUACCAUACUUCUGACACCGUCGUCAACGGAACGCACCCUUGUAUCAAGAAAGAGUGGUCCGAUGAUACGAAGGAGGAUAUUGAGGAAUUGACAAGCGGAUAUGCGGACGCGAUUGAUGUCAAGCUCCUCACAGCGGUUGGUGAAAAUAUUCCUGCCGCCGUGCGCGGGGAGACCACGAUCUUGGAGCACAUGCUUCCGAACAACAUGCUGGACGACUUCUACAAGAAGGGUCUUGGCUUCGAACGAUACAAUUCGUUCUUGGCUGGCACGAUGAAGCAGGUCGUACAUCGUUAUCCUCAUGCUAAGAUCCUCGAGAUAGGUGCUGGAACGGGUGGAGCGACGAAGUCCGUUCUUGACAGCAUUGGGUCUUCGUUUUCUUCAUACACGUACACUGAUGUGUCCGUGGGCUUCUUCCAGCAAGCGUCGGAGCUGUUCAAGGCGUACAGCAACCAAAUGGCCUUCCAACUCCUGGACAUUGAGAAGCCGCCAGCUGACCAAGGCUACGAACUGAAUUCCUACGAUAUUAUCAUUGCAUCCAAUGUUCUGCACGCCACGCAAUCGCUCGAAAAGACAUUGGAGAAUACGAGGAAGCUUCUGAAGCCCGGUGGCUAUCUUAUGUUGCUGGAAAUUACCAACAAUGGGUCCAUCCGCUUCAGCAACAUCAUGGGUGGCCUGUCUGGCUGGUGGCUCGGAGUCAACGAUGGCCGGAAAUAUGCGCCCACCACCACGCCUGCACAAUGGCACAGCGCCCUUCGCAAGACGGGCUUCGGAGGAAUUGAUACUAUCACCCCAGAGAUUGAUAACCUCUCUUGGCCGUUAUCCAUCAUCGUCUCUCAGGCUGUUGAUGAUCGGGUGAACUUCCUGCGACGUCCUUUGCUGAAGUCCCUGUCGCCGUCCGCGGUCCAUAUCGAAAGUCUUGUUAUUAUGGGGAACAAGAGUCUGGAAACCUCCCAGAUCGCCGAAGAGUUAGAGUAUCACCUCAGUGGUUUCUGUGGCCGGAUCACUGUUCUCGAAGACUUGCCUAGUGAAGAGGAUGCGCUUAUGCUGCCUCCGAUGAGCACAUUCAUCAACCUUGUCGACAUCGAAUCUCCAAUCUUCAAGAACAUGACGGCUGAGAAAAUGGACGGCCUCAACCGCAUGUACGAGCUGGCUGGACAGAUCCUGUGGAUCACUGUCGGAGCUAAUGAGAACGAGCCAUACCACAUGGCAAGCAUCAGUUUCAGCCGUGCCAUGAGCCAUGAGGCAGGCCACAUCUGCCUAACCCAUCUCGAUCUAUCCAAUCUGGAUGACAAUGCUUCCAAGCUCAUUGCGGAGUGCCUCGUCCGGCAAACUGCCCUCGAUGAAUGGGAGUCGUCGCGCGGAAGUCAGAACCACAAACCGAUGCUUUGGUCGAAAGAGCCCGAGGCCUUCUUCAAUCGCGGCCAGCUCAUGGUUCCCCGACUCAUGAGCAAUUCCGACCAGAACGAUCGCAUCAACGCUGCGCGCCGUGUGAUUACCAAGGAUAUGCGCAAUUCGACCUCCACCGUUGCCAUUACCCCGUCUGCAGACUCCAACUUCUCGCUGGUGGAGCAGGUCUUGCCUGUUUCGGGUGAGAGUGUCGAGAGCAUGGUGAGCGUUGAGCAGUCAAGCUUGACGGCGCUCCGUGUUGCGGCGGAUACUUUCCUCUACCUUGGAGUUGGACAGACUGGUUUGACUGAGGAACCUGUGUUGGCGCUUUCGUCUUCGAAUUCUAACCGGAUGGUGCCCCUUGCGACGGUGCCAGUCCCAUCUAGCCUUCCAGCCGAUAAGGCCGUCGGUGCUGUUUCAAGCGAGCUUCUCGCCUCGUCGCUUCUUGAGAAUGUCUCUUCUGGAUGCAGCAUGGUUGUUUACUGCGGCAACAACGAUCUCUCCCUUGUCUCGUCUUUGUCAAGGAAAGCAGCGAGCAAGGGAAUCCGCAUCGCCAUCGCCAUUGAUUCCAACGGCCAUGACGGCAAUGGAGGAAACCGAAACUGGGUGACUGUGAACGAUCGCAUGCCGAGACAGGUCCUCCGGCAACUGUUCCAUUUUGCCAAUGCUACGCAUUACCUGGAUCUCACCCCUGGUGCUUCGGAGCUCAGCCAGAACAUACCUGCUGUUCUAUCGCCGGAUCACAAGAGGAUCAUGCCCACCGAGAUUUUCCGCGACAGGGCCCUGGUUUCAUGCGACAGCUCUGAGCUGAUUCGUCGACUGGAGGAGGCCGUCAAAGACGUGUCCGAUGCGUCCGAUGCUCGUGUCCCAGAUCUCACCGUUGAUAUCGGUCAGAUCCGCAGCGAUCAACGCCAUGAGGCCAAGAUGUCCGUCGUCAAUUGGCAAACGGACAGUAACGCAACCGUGGAAGUCCGACCUCUUGAUGCACGUCGCCUCUUUUCUCACGACAAGACUUACGUGUUGUUUGGGUUGUCGGGUCAAAUUGGCCAGUCACUCUCUGACUGGAUGGUGGAUAAUGGAGCUGGCUGUGUGUGCCUGACGAGUCGCAACCCGAAGGUUGACAAGGCCUGGCUUGAUUCCUUUGAGACCAAGAAUGGCAAGGUUAAGAUCUAUCCGAUGGACAUCACGAAUAAAUCUGCACUGGAACAGGUCGUCAACGACAUCAGGGCUACUUGCCCGCCCAUUGCGGGUGUGGCAAACGGUGCGAUGGUUCUCAAGGAUACCCUGUUCUCGAAGAUGUCUGUGGAGACGAUGCAGGCCGUCCUGGGACCCAAGAUUGAUGGGACACGCAAUCUCGACGAGGUGUUCUACAACGAUGCCCUCGACUUCUUCAUCCUGUUUUCGUCUUCUGCAUGCGUCAUUGGCAACUCCGGCCAAUCUAACUACGCAGCCGCCAACGGAUACCUCAAUGGUAUCGCCAAACAGCGACGCAAGCGUGGCUUGGCUGCCUCGGCCAUGGACAUUGGCCGUGUUGCUGGCAUUGGAUAUGUCGAGACAGCUGGACAAGCGGUGAUGCAACAGCUGACCAGAUUCGGUCUCAUGGCAAUUAAUGAGCCCGAGCUGCACCAGAUGUUCGCGGAGACUGUUUUGACUGGAUACCCCAAGCCGGAGGACAAAUCAGGCAUCCCCGAUGCGAUCGUCACCACGGGCAUUCGGACUAUCCGCGAUGAUGAGGAUAUCCAGGGCCCGUGGUUUGAUAACCCUCUUUUCUCUCACUGCAUCAUUGAGUCUAGUGGAGUUGGGGAGACCGCUGAGAAUGGGGAGAAGAAGACCUCUCUCCCUGUGGCCGAGCAGCUGGCGGCGGCAUCGACGAUUGAACAAGCUCUCGAAAUCGUGCAAGAUUGCUUUGCUGCCAAGUUGCGUGUUAUCCUACAGCUUUCUGAUCAGGCGAUUGACUACGACGCUCCCCUCGUGGAGCUUGGCCUUGACUCGUUGGUUGCCGUCGAGGUGCGGUCAUGGUUCUUGAAAGAGCUUAAGGUCGACAUCCCGGUGCUGAAGGUGGUCGGCGGAGCAUCCUUGAGCGAUCUAUGCAGCCAAGCUGUUGACAAAUUGCCUGAAGAUGCCAUUUCGAGUGUCGGAGGCGCUGCGGACACAGCCAAAGUAGCGGAGCAAUCUAUCUUGAAGCCAGUCUCACCUCCGCCAGCAGAGUCCAGUACUGCCUCCAGAACGAACUCGGGUCCGUCCAGCGUCAUCUCUGGAAACGAUGGUAACACGACACCACCCUCUUCGACUCAGCUAUCCUCGAGGUCUACAUCCUAUGAGAACCUUGCAAAAGCGGUGGAACCGAAGAAAGCGGCCACGCCAUCAAGAAGCCUCAUCAAGAGGGAGCCAAUCUCACUAGGUCAGUCUCGCUUCUGGUUCCUCAGGCGCCUCCUUGAGGACCAGACGACGUCCAAUGUGGCCUUUUACUACAAGAUCACCGGCAACCUGCGCAUCGGCGAUAUGGAGCGAGCCAUUCGUGUUGUCACUGCUCGACACGAAGCGCUGCGUACCUGCUUCGUCGAGGAUGAAGACCGAGCUGACCGCGCUUUCCAGAACGUCAUGACUAGCUCUCCAUUGCGACUAGAGAGAAAAGAUAUUCAGUCGGUCGACGACGUAGAGACUGAAUAUGCUAGGCUCAAGGAACACACUUUCGAUCUGGAAGGCGGGGACCUGAUCCGACUCGUCUUGCUUUCGCUCUCCCCGACAUCGCACUACUUUCUCGUCAAUUAUCAUCACAUCCUGAUGGACGGCGUCAGCUUCCAAGUAUUCCUCUCCGAUCUCGAGAAGGCAUACAAUGGCGAGAGCUUGGGCGCACCUCCGCAACAAUUUCCCGCCUUUUCGGCGGCCCAGCGCGCCGCCCUUGAGGCAGGCGAUAUGAAAGAAGAGUUGAGCUAUUGGCAAAAGGUGUAUCCGGUAGGCCAACAGCCGCCUGUUUUGCCCCUCUUGCCUAUGGCUCGAAUCACUACGAGAGUGCCGAUGGCGGAUUUCGACGUCCAUCAAGUUCGAUACCGACUGGAACCCGCCCUAGCAGCACGGGUCAAGGCCAUGUCCAAGAAGCAGCGAUCCACGCCUUUCCAUUUCUACCUGGCCGCAUUCAAGACGAUGCUUUUCAAGUUUACGGACGCGAAGGACUUGACCAUUGGCAUUGCUGAUGCCAACCGCACUUCGGACGCGGUGAUGGGCAGUCUUGGUUUCUUUUUGAAUCUGCUUGCCUUGCGCUUUGGCCGUCAGGACAGACAGGGCUUCAAGGACGCCAUUGUCGAAGCCCGCAAUACAACUUAUGGGGCGCUUGCACACUCCCGUCUUCCAUUUGAUGUGUUGCUGAAUGAGUUCAACGUGGCUCGCUCCUCUUCGCACAGCCCUUUCUUCCAGGCCUUUUUCGACUACCGCCAGGGCGCCCAGGAGAAGCACAAAUGGGGUAAUACGCAGUUCGAGUUCCAGGAGAUUCAUCCCGGACGAACUUCGUACGACAUUACCCUGGACAUCACGGACAAUGCCACAGACGGCUUGAUCAUGUUCCGCGCUCAGAAGAGUCUUUAUGAUCUCACGGCUGUCAAUCUCUUGCUGGACACUUAUGUUCAUCUCUUGGAUACCUUGUCUACCAACGAGUCGACGCGUCUGCAGGAUACGCCGCUCUUUGGUGAUAAACAACUCACAGAAGCCGUUCACAUUGGUCGAGGUCCAAAUCUUGUGUCUGACUGGCCGGUGACGCUUCCUCUUCGCAUUGAUCAGAUUGCUCAGCAGCAUCCAAGCGACACAGCUCUAGUCGAUGGAAUCAGCCAGGACCUGACAUACUCCGACAUGACCAACCGAAUUCAGGCCAUUGCUGAGGCUUUACAGAGCGCCGGAAUUGGACACGGUUCUCGUGUGUUGGUGUUCCAGACGGCGGCUUCCGACUGGGUUUGCUCUAUGCUUGCCAUCAUGCGCAUCGGGGCUAUCUAUGUUCCAUUGGAUCUCCGGAAUCCCGUAUCUCGCUUGUCUACUGUGGCCGUUGACUGUGGACCUGGUGCGAUCUUGGCCGACAAUUCUACGAUUGAGGAUGCACCGCUCCUAAAUGUUCCCUCUGCAUCGACAAUCAACGUGUCCAAUCUCGAACGGGUGCCGAAGGCUCACGUCCCGAACCUCUCCCAAGCCGAUUCCCCUGCAGCAAUCCUCUAUACAAGUGGCUCGACCGGAGUCCCCAAGGGGAUUGUCGUCACCCAUUCGGGUCUCCGAAAUGAAAUUGAGGGUUACACCAAGGCUUGGGGACUCGGCGCUGAGAGAACCCUACAACAGAGCGCCUUCACCUUCAAUCACUCCUCUGACCAGAUCUAUACCGGUCUGGUCAACGGUGGCACAGUGUGCAUUGUUCCAUGGAGCCAGCGUGGUGAUCCACUUGAAAUUUCCCAGAUGAUCAAAGAAAGAUCGAUCACCUACACCAAAGCGACUCCGUCUGAGUAUUCUCUGUGGAUGCAGUUUGGAGGUGACAAUCUUCUUCAAGCGACUGAGUGGCGUCGUGCCUUUGGUGGCGGCGAGUCCUUGACCAGUGUUGUCACGCAGCAAUUCGCUGACCUGAAACUGCCGGCUCUUCGACUUUACAACUCGUACGGGCCGACUGAGAUUUCCAUCUCGUCUACCAAGAUGGAAGUCGACUACCGCAACAAAGAGAAGAUGGAAGAAGAUCGCAUUCCCUGCGGGUACAUGCUGCCUAACUAUCAAGUCUAUGCGGUGGAUGAACAGCUGAACCCCCUGCCGGCCGGUAUGCCCGGUGAGCUGUGCAUCGGCGGUGCUGGUGUUGCACUCGGAUACCUCGAUAAGGAACUGACUGACAAGCACUUUGUCGCCAAUCCUUUUGCCACACCCGAAGACGUCCGUCGUGGAUGGACACGCAUGUACCGAACGGGUGAUAUAGGCCAUCUCCAAGACGACGGCGCCAUGGUGUUCCGCAAUCGCAUGGCCGGAGACACCCAGAUCAAGAUCCGCGGUAUUCGGAUUGAAUUGAACGAUAUCGAGAGCAAUAUCGUGUCGGCCGCCAACGGUGCUUUGAAAGAGGCCGUUGUUACACUCCGCGAGGGCGUUCCGAACCUCCUGGUCGCUCAUGUUGUGUUCCAACAUGGACACGAUAUUACGGAUCAGGCCAGCUUCCUGCAGCAACUACUUCGCAAGCUUCAACUCCCACAAUACAUGAUCCCUGUCUUGGCGAUCCCACUCGAUUCGAUGCCCCUGUCUCACCACUCAAAGGUGGACCGGAAGGCCGUAAAGGCCAUGCCCCUGCCUCGCCAAGCUUCGGCUCCCCAGGUGGAUGAGGAGUUGACCGACUCGAUGAUCCAACUGAGACAAAUCUGGCGAGAGGUACUUGGCAACCCGGAUCUGCAUUUCGAUAUCGCUCCGUCCACUAGCUUCUUCAACGUGGGCGGCAACUCCCUCCUGGUUAUCCGUCUUCAGCAAUUCAUCCGCCAGACCUUUGAUGUUGUGAUUCGCCUUGUCGACUUGCUCAGCGCCAACACGCUUGGUGAAAUGACACACAAGAUUGAAGAAAGCCUGCGAAUUGAGGUUGUCGAUUGGGAGAAGGAAACAACCCUUCCCUCCGUCCCAGAUUUCCUUCAGAACCUACGCGAAGCCUUUGCCGAUCGGGAGAAGCCCCAAACCCUGCUGGUCACCGGAGCUACGGGUUACAUCGCCAAAUACCUCCUCCCGCAGUUGGCUUCCAACCCACAGAUUGAAAAGAUCCAUCGCGUUGCCGUGAGGGACCAGCAAUCUCGGACCCAUCAGGAGAUCGGCCAGUCGUCCAAGAUCGUGUCGUACGAUGGUGACCUGACAGCCCCUCAGCUGGGGUUGAGUGAGGAUGAUUUCCACUUCCUCGCCGGCAACGUCGAUCUCAUCCUUCACAUGGGUGGGCAGCGCUCGUUCUGGGAUAACUACCAUGCCCUCCGACCCGUCAAUGUCCAUCCCACCAAGGAACUGGUCACGCUUGCUACCCCCCGCCGUGUGCCUAUUCACUACAUUUCGACGGUCGGGGUCCUUCCCCAAGAAGCGGGCAACGACGCUGUUUCGGCUGCAUCCAACACACCCCCGGUGGAUGGCACCAACGGUUACGUCGCAUCCCGCUGGGCCAGUGAGCGGAUUCUUGAGCGCGCAACUGCGGACCUCAAUAUUCCGGCCUCGAUCUACCGCUUCGUUCCGUCGCUCGAGCGCUCAUCUCCGCAGGAGGUCCUAGAUGAAUUUGUCCGUUUCGUCGACAUCUCGGGUCUCAUGCCUGACAUGAACGAUUGGGAAGGCCGCAUUGACAUGUCUCCUGCCACGGAAGUCGCCGACUGGCUGUCUGGUUUCGUUCUCGCGGACAACUCUAGCAAUGCUGUCCAGUUCACUCAUCACCAGAGCCGCAUCGCGGUCGAUGUUGGUGUCUUGCGGGAUUACCUGGAGGAGCAACGAGGUGGAAAGGGUCUGGAGAGGAUGGCUGGACUCGCAUGGAUUGGACGGAUCAAGAAGCUUGGCUUUGGAUACUUCCUCACGGGGCAGGAAGUCACGGUUGGUCAGGGCAAUGAGGGCCCGCGGUAUGAGUCUCGGCGGUAGUGGGGUUCUUCUGGAGUUUGUGAUUCGUCUUGGACGAUGAUUGUUGUUCAAUUGUGUUUACGGUUUACAUAGAGAGUUGAAUCAAAUUGCUUGUUGG
Messenger RNA from Aspergillus campestris IBT 28561, 12031 nucleotides. RefSeq lists its product as uncharacterized. Lineage: Eukaryota; Fungi; Ascomycota; Eurotiomycetes; Eurotiales; Aspergillaceae. The coding region runs from base 1 to 11934 and encodes 3977 amino acids. Gene Ontology annotation, biological process: fatty acid biosynthetic process; secondary metabolite biosynthetic process. The transcript has 8 exons. The record is from RefSeq and is a predicted model, not a curated record. Gene Ontology annotation, molecular function: phosphopantetheine binding; 3-oxoacyl-[acyl-carrier-protein] synthase activity; fatty acid synthase activity.